Molecule: messenger RNA, 768 nt
Organism: Alternaria ventricosa
Lineage: Eukaryota; Fungi; Ascomycota; Dothideomycetes; Pleosporales; Pleosporaceae
Exons: 4
Coding region: 1-768 (255 amino acids)
Biological process (GO): regulation of receptor recycling; lysosome organization; endosomal transport
Cellular component (GO): membrane raft; Ragulator complex; late endosome membrane
Source: RefSeq, a predicted model, not a curated record
AUGACGCGAAGGGGACACUCCAGAAUGCUCAAGCCAACAACUCAUGUCUUCGCUGGCGAGAUAUCAAGGGCCAAGGUUCCACCAAAUGUCUACAUCUGGGGCUGGCUCGCUCCCGAGGAAUACUACCGUUUGAUGAAACUGCACGAGUUUCUCACGGCAUCUCCUGGAUCGGCUGCCGGAAGGAUCGCUUUGGUUCCAAAGACUAUCGGCUUCGAUAUCGAUGCGCUGAGUAGGUUACGGACAGCGGAGCAAUCUUUGCAUGUAGGCUUCGAAAAGAGAAUCGCGGCUCUCGAGGCUCAACACAAGCCGAAGCCACCCACCGACGACACGGACGCAAACACCCGAGGGCGAAGGACUUCUGAGUCUGAUAACUCGGACGCCUCGCACCUACUCGGAGAUCAGUACCAGCCCAACUAUGGUACCGCCAGCAGCACCCACAACGCGCCCCAGCCAGACCCGGAGGAGCUUCGACGUCAGCGAGAGAACCUAGAGCGUAUAUGCGCCGAGACAAAUGAACAACUAAUCCCCGUCUCCCAACCGAGCGCCCUCCCCGAAGUCACCGAACAGCCCUCCAAGAACGACGAAUACGCACACCUCUUCAACGAGCGCUUCAAGUCGAUACGAAGCCAGCGCCCUUCCUCCGCCGGCAACGACGAUGACGACGAGAUGACAUGGCUCGAGAACGCCAUGGGCAACCAGGGCGAGGAUGAGCUGGAGCAGAUCAAGCCAGCUAAGGGAAAGCUGACGAUUCAGUUCGGUCAGCGGUAG